Pelodiscus sinensis (Chinese soft-shelled turtle) is the source of this 2214-nucleotide messenger RNA. It is a transcript of the gene SFRP4, whose product is annotated as secreted frizzled related protein 4. Gene Ontology annotation, biological process: canonical Wnt signaling pathway; non-canonical Wnt signaling pathway. Gene Ontology annotation, molecular function: Wnt-protein binding. The record is from RefSeq and is a predicted model, not a curated record. Lineage: Eukaryota; Metazoa; Chordata; Testudines; Trionychidae. Gene Ontology annotation, cellular component: cytoplasm.
GGAGCGCUGUCGCCCUGCGAUUACAUCGAGUGGAGGUGAUGUCACCCUGUCUGAAAAGAAGCACACGCGCGCUCACACACACACACACACACACACACACACACACACACACACACACACUGAGUGAUGUUGCCAAGAAGAAAGAGAUCAGCCCCCACGUCACUUGGGGCACGGAUAUAAAUAUGGUCCUGCUAUUUCCAUGGCUGUCUGUCAGGCUCAGAUCUCUUGAACUUUGGAACAAGAGAGAAGCUCUGUGGGUUUUUAGCAUCGAGACACAAGGAGCGCGAGCAGUUCAUCUUUGCCCGGGGGGGUUUCCGUGCCAGCAUCUCCUUAGCCCUUGCCAGUGAAAACUGAAUGAGCAACAGGGUUCGCCUGUGAGACUGAUUCCCCGGACCCCAAGACUUCGUCAGAGUCAGCAGAGACUCUCCGGGGCGCCAAACAGCCCUGCAACCUAAGGCUGGGAAAAUGCUAGCAACCCUGGCAGUGUUCUUCCUGUGGCUCCGGGGCAGCCUGGGGGUGCUUGGUGCUCCCUGCGAGGCUGUGCGCAUCCCCAUGUGCCAGACCAUGCCCUGGAACAUCACGAGGAUGCCCAACCACCUGCACCACAGUACCCAGGAGAACGCCAUCCUGGCCAUCGAGCAGUACCAGGAGCUGGUGGACAUCAGCUGCAGCCAGGUGCUCCGCUUCUUCCUGUGCGCCAUGUAUGUCCCAAUCUGCACCCUGGAGUUCCUCCACGACCCCAUCAAGCCCUGCAAAUCGGUGUGCCAAAGGGCCCGGGAUGGGUGCGAGCCUAUCAUGAAGAAGUACAACCACAGCUGGCCCGAAAGCCUGGCAUGCGAUGACCUGCCGGUAUACGACCGAGGGGUCUGCAUAUCUCCUGAAGCCAUAGUCACCGAUGUGCCUGAAGAUGUGAAGUGGAUGGAUUUUCCUCAAGAUGUAAUGGUCCAAGAAAAACUUCAGGAACCAAACUGCAAGAAUAUAAACCAUGAUCGAUGCAAGUGUCGGAAGAUAAAACCUACCCUAACAACAUAUCUGACCAAAAACUACAGCUACAUUAUUCAUGCUAAAGUAAAGGGUGUAGACAGAGGUAGCUGCAAUGAAAUAACCACCGUGGUUGAAGUGAAAGAAACACUUAAGUCUUCAGUGCCUAUUCCUCGGUCUCAAGUGCCUCUUCUUACUAAUUCAUCCUGUCAGUGUCCACAUCUUCUCCCAAAUCAAGAUGUUCUCAUUAUGUGCUAUGAAUGGCAUUCAAGACUGAUGCUUCUUGAUGGAUGUUUAGUUGAAAAGUGGAAAGAUCAGCUAGAUAAAAGAUACAAGAGGUGGGAACAGAGACUGCAAGAACAAAAGCUGCAACCAGCCCAUGAUAAAAAUCAAAACAUUCGACGCACUGGUCGGAGUGGUACACCAAAACUGAACACCAAGAAUACCAACCCCAUGCUGGCAACCCCCCAAAAGACCACUAAACUAAGAAAUUACCAGAAAGAAACAACCCCCCAAAAAAGAAAUAACCAGAAAGAAACAACUGCCAAAAAAGCAUGAGUUACGAGUUUUCUUGAGGAAAGACUUUCUUGCAUGAUGAGGGUCACAAACUGGCUUGAGUAGCAUGUGCAUUACCCCAGAACUCAUCAACUGCAGUAUUCUACAUAGACAUUUUUGUAGCACUUUACUUUUACAUGUUUGCCUUUUAUUUUAAGCCACUGCAAACCCUAGAUUGAAGGUUUGCACUGAUGUGUAGUAAGCAUAUUAAAGCUGAUUGAUGGAGCUUAUAUUCAGAGGAAUUGAACAUAUAGUUUACCAAUAAGCAACAGGAUAUGCAUUAUACAAUUUUUUGUGUGUCCUCCCCAAAAUACACUUACACUAUUAGUAAUUGAACUGUAUUUGUUUGUGUAGCAAAAACACAUAAAAAGGAAACAUUUAAUAUUGUAUUGUACUUCAGGCUGGCUUCCUUUGUUAUAACUUUAAAUAUAUUUAAAUAUUUAGAUGAAAAAUCAGAUGUUUUAAAAAGAACAAAUUAAACUGACACAAAACUAUAGUGUGCUUAACAGUAACAUUUACAUGUUUACCAUUUGCUGAAAUUUGGCUUUGUUAUGAAAAGUUACUUAAAACAACUGGAAGGAAAACAUAUUAUUCUGUUACUGUAAACGUGUCCUUCAGGCUAUGUCUAAACUACAUCCCUCUUUCAAAAGAGAGAUGUAAAUUAGGUAGAUCGAAAGU